AUGGCAGAAUGUGCUGUUAAUUUUCUGGUGCAUAAACUUUCAGCUUUUCUCCAUGGUGGAUUGAAGUUUCUUGAAAAUUUUCGAGAAGAAUUAGUGUAUAUCAAGGAAGCGUUUGUGAAGAUGAAGGCGUUCUCGAGAGCAGCAGAUGAAAAAGAAGAAGAUGAUGUUGAAUUGCAACUAUGGAUCAAGCAAGUACAAGAUCUUGCACAUGAUGUCCAAGACAUUCUUGAAAAACAUGUUGUCACAUGCAGCAAUUUUCAAGAAAAGGGAUCAUGGUCAUGGAGAAAACACCAUCAUUCUUUGAUGUCUGAGAAGAUGGUUGAAGCUCAAAAUGAUAACCUUUCAAUGUUGUUGGAAGGUGUUAAGGCGCGAAUCAUCGUUAUUUCUGAAGGACAUAAAACAUUUGUUCAGAAAUAUGGUGUUGUAAAAAGUGGUGAAAGUAGCAAUGAAGAAGUCCCACUUGAUGAUGAUGCAGAUCUUGUAGGCAUUGAAAAUCGUAAAUCAGUGCUUCUUGACUGGUUACUUUCUGAUGAUCCACGAUGGAAAUUAUGCUGUGUAGUUGGAACUCGAGGUAUAGGGAAAACCACCUUUGUCAAGAAAGUGUGUGAUGAUGCUUCAGUGAAGAAGCAUUUCAAUUCUGUUGUGUGGAUUGAUGUGUCAAGGUUUACUAAUGUUAAGGAGCUAUUGAUGAGCAUGGUUACUCCAGACAAUGAACAAUCCCGACGAGCAAUUGAUGCAAUGGAUGCUAACAUGUUGGCUGAGUUCAUUCAACAAGUCCUUGAGUCAUCAAGGUACUUUGUUGUCCUUGAUGAUGUCCCUGAUAUUGGCACAUGGAGGACAGUCAAAGGCGCAUUUCCGAUUGGAAACUGUGGAAGCAGGGUCAUCAUCGUAUCGCGUUUUGCUGAUACAUGCCAUAAAAUUUGUGCAGGAACUGGUGAUCAUAGUCAUUUCUAUGAUAUGAAGCCUUUGUCUGAAGAAGAAUCUUGGAUUCUUUUCUGCACAAAGGCAUUCUCAGGCAGCCUACACUGUCCUCCAUCUUUGGUGCAAAUCUCCAAAGGCAUUAUACAAAAGUGCAACGGUUUGCCAAUGGCGAUUUUGGUGAUUGCUGGUGCACUGGCUACUAAAGGGAACAGAGUUGAUGCAUGGGAGAUGUUUUAUGUCAGCCUUGUUGACAAGCUGCAAGGUAGUUAUAGCGAAGACGAGCACAUGAAAAGGCUACUCAAUCUAUGCUAUCAAGACUUGCCUUUCUAUCUCAAGUCUUGUUUCUCUUAUCUGAGCAUAAUUCCAAAAUAUUAUGUCAUCGAUAAGAUGAGACUGAUUCGACUGUUGGCAGCGGCAGGACUUGUCUCUGAAAGAGAAGAAAAAUCAAUUGCACAAGUAGCUGACAGCUACCUCAAUGAACUUGCAAACAGAAGCUUGAUUCAAGUUGCUGAAAGAUACUUUGAUGGAAGAUUAGACUCAUUCACCAUCCACAACUUGUGGUACGAAUUCAUUCUUUCUAAAUCGGUAGAAAGGGUCGCUGCAACUGCAGCAAAAGGUGAAGAAACUACAAGAAGGACUCACAAAAUCAGACAUCUUGUAAUCCAUGAUCAAUUGGCUGGUGAUAUACAAGACAUUGAUCAGUUUAAGCACAUUCACACGCUAAUAGCACUCGAGUCAUCGGAUUCUGUCUCUAAUUCUUUCUUGUCGAAGCUGUUAUCCGGCAGUUUUAAGCUGCUCAAGUCGUUAGACUUGAUGGGAGCCCCAUUGGUGAAAAUCCCAGAAGAAGUCUUUGAAUUGUUCCAUCUCAAGUUUCUAAACUUGAGGAGGACUAAGAUAAAACAUCUGCCAGGAUCCAUAGGGAAGCUUGAGAGCCUUGAGUUCUUGGACCUAAGGGACACACUGGUAGAAAAAUUACCUGUUGAGAUAGUAAACCUUCAACAAAUUCGUCAUCUCUUCAUUUAUCGUCGAGGUCCUGGUUUUUUUCAUGGUGUCAAAGCUCCUGAGAAGAUAGGGACCCUUGUGUCCUUAGAAGGGGUUAAGCUUGUCAAUGCCACUACAAGCACAGUGAUUGAAUUGGGAAAGUUAACAAGAUUGCGAAUGUUAGACAUCGCGAAGCUGAGAAGAAAACAUGGAAGGGAGCUUUGCUCUUCCAUCGACAAGUUGAUAAAUCUUACACAACUAUCUAUCUCAUCUUAUGGGGUGGGUGACAUUAUUGAUUUGCAUUAUCCCCUUUCUUCUACACACUCAUCCCUUCGAACAUUAGUCUUUGAAGGGCGUCUAGAGAGGUUUCCACAAUGGAUAACCUCGCUUCAAGCAUUAUCUACAGUGGUUUUAAAAUGGAGCAAGCUAAUAGACAAUGCACUAGACACUCUUCAAGAUUUGCCCAACCUUGUGAAACUCGUGCUAGAGCUGGCCUAUGAAGGCGAAGAACUGACAUUCACGGCAGGUGGAUUCAAGAAACUGAAGGAACUAUGCGUCUGGCACUCCACAAAACUGAAGCAUAUGAAAGUAGAAGAGGGUGCAAUGCCUUUUCUUGAAGAGCUUCAAGUGCGCAACUGCAGAUUAAUGGAGGAGUUGCCCUUCGGGAUUGAGCAUUUGAGCAAGCUUCGGUAUCUUUUACUUGAAGAAAUUUCUGAAAAGUUGUUAGUAACAGUGCAGCUUAAGAGCAGUCAAGAUUACUGGAAAAUUGCUCAUGUUCCCACAGUUCAUGCAGAAGGCUUGUAG
Messenger RNA from Capsicum annuum, 2706 nucleotides. RefSeq names its product disease resistance protein RPM1-like. Gene Ontology annotation, biological process: defense response to other organism. Gene Ontology annotation, molecular function: ADP binding; protein binding. The transcript has a single exon. The coding region runs from base 1 to 2706 and encodes 901 amino acids. Lineage: Eukaryota; Viridiplantae; Streptophyta; Magnoliopsida; Solanales; Solanaceae. The record is from RefSeq and is a predicted model, not a curated record.